Arabidopsis arenosa is the source of this 892-nucleotide messenger RNA. The record is from the annotation of a GenBank genome assembly. NCBI's taxonomy places the organism in Eukaryota, Viridiplantae, Streptophyta, Magnoliopsida, Brassicales, Brassicaceae.
AUUCAAUUUCAAUGGCGAUCAUCAAAUCAAACACAUAUCACAAACCAUGCGACGGUAUCACCAUCGUGACUCGUGAAGUGUGGGCGGAGAAUCUCGAAUCAGAAUUUGAGUUACUCAGUGAAGUCAUCGACGAUUAUCCAUUUAUCUCAAUGGACACUGAAUUUCCCGGCGUGAUUUUUAAAUCCGAUCUCCGAUUUACGAAUCCCGCCGAUCUUUAUACUCUUCUUAAAGCUAAUGUGGAUGCUCUAAGCUUAAUUCAAGUCGGUCUCACUCUCUCUGAUGCUAAAGGUAACCUCCCAGAUCUCGGUGAAAAUCUCCGAGGAUUUAUCUGGGAGUUCAAUUUCCGAGACUUUGAUGUGGCGCGUGACGCACACGCGCCUGAUUCGAUCGAGUUACUUCGUCGGCAAGGUAUCGAUUUCGAGCGGAAUUGUCGCGACGGUGUUGAUUCGGAGAGGUUUGCGGAGUUGAUGAUGUCGUCGGGGCUUGUUUGUAAUGAGGAUGUGAGCUGGGUGACGUUUCAUAGCGCGUAUGAUUUCGGUUACUUGAUGAAGAUUCUCACGCGCCGAGAAUUGCCCGGCGCGUUGGGUGAGUUUAAGCGCGUGAUGAGAGUGUUGUUUGGUGAGCGCGUGUAUGAUGUGAAGCAUAUGAUGAAGUUUUGUGAGAGGAGGUUGUAUGGCGGUUUAGACCGGGUUGCAAGGACGCUUGAGGUUAACCGGGCGGUUGGGAAAUGUCAUCAAGCCGGUUCGGAUAGUUUGCUUACGUGGCAUGCGUUUCAGAGGAUGAGAGAUUUGUAUUUUGUUCAAGAUGGGCCGGAGAAACAUGCUGGGGUUUUGUAUGGGCUUGAGGUUUUUUGAGGGGUUUAUUGAUUUUUUUAUAAAUUCAAAUUCAAUUA